CGCUGCGACACCACUCACACCCGGGGACAAGUGGAGCCGGUCCCUCGCUCGGUCCGGACAGCAACUUCCCCAUCGUUCUCCAGCUUCCGGUGCGGAGGCCGUCGAGGGCUCAUGCGUCUUUGAUGAGGAGGAAGUAACGGGCGUUCCAUCGAGAUGAGUCAGCAGGGUUAUGUCGCCACACCCCCGUACUCCCAGGCCCAGCCAGGGAUGGGGGGCUACCAAGGUGGAUUUGGGAGUGGUCCUACACAGCCCCUCUAUGGGCACUACGGGGGGCCACCUCAGGCAUUCACCGCUCCACCAGCAGGGAUGAUGAAAUCGCCGGUUUCCUCUCCUGUCGGCAUGCCUCCGCCUCAAGUCGGCGGUUCGUACAAUCCAAACGUCCAGCAGAAUGGCGCUCAUCCACAAAGGUACCCUGCUCCACCAGCUGUAUCUGCUCCUUAUGGACAACCCCCACAGGCCCCAUACAACAGCAUGGCCUCACCUGCCCCGCCUGCAGCACAGCAGCUCACCAAUCAGAUGAGUGCUAUGAACAUGGGAGGCUAUGCCCCAGGGCCCAUGCAGAGCCCUCCUCCACCAACAGGCUCUGUAGCCCAACAGCCUUUCCAGGGGCAUCCUCCACCAGCAAUGGGCCAUCCACAGAUGCUUCCUGGCCCGCAGUCGCUCCACCCAUCCCAGCAAAUGCCCCCUCAGAUGGCUCCACCGCAGUCGCUCCACCCAUCCCAGCAAAUGCCCCCUCAGAUGGCUCAACAGCAGUCACCCCAAAUGAGCAUGGGAGGCAUGGGCGGUCCUUUCUCCGGCCCGCCGCCUCCAGGCCCCGGAGGUUUUCAGCAGCCCGGUCCUGGACCUACUGGUCCACAAGGAUACCCACAGCAAGCUGGUCAGUUUGGGGGUUACAUGGCUGGGCCCCAGCAGGGCAUGCCAGGGGCCUUCCCCGGAACACAGGGCGGACUGGCUGGCCCUACUCAGAAGAAACUGGACCCUGUCGUUAUGCCAAGCAUAACCCAGAUCAUACAGGAAGACCAGGCUAAUCAAGGAGGAGAGGUCUUCAGCACAAGCAUCAGAGGAACGGUUCCACCUCUGGUCACCACUGACUUCACAGCAUGGGACCAGGGCAAUGCCAGUCCCAGGUUCAUGCGCUGCACCACCUACUCCCUCCCCUGCACUGCCGAUCUGGCCAAGCAGUGCCAUGUGCCCCUGGCUUGCAUCAUUAAACCCUUUGCCACUUUGCAAAAGAAUGAGGCUCCUCUAUAUGUUGUGGACCACGGUGAGACGGGCCCCAUCCGCUGCAAUCGAUGCAAAGCCUACAUGUGUCCCUACAUGAAGUUUAUCGAUGGCGGCCGUCGCUACCAGUGCUCUUUCUGCAACUGUGUCAACGAAGUGCCAGCAUUCUACUUCCAACAUCUUGACCACAAUGGCCGUAGGGUGGACUUCAACGAGAGGCCUGAGUUGUCCCUGGGAUCCUACGAGUUUACAGCCACCAUUGACUACUGCAAGAACAACAAGCGUCCGAAUCCUCCCGCCUUCAUCUUCAUGAUCGACGUGUCCUAUACCAACGUCAAGAGUGGCCUGGUCAAACUGAUAUGUGCCGAGCUGAAGACCCUGCUGGAGAAGCUGCCCAGAGAGGCAGGCGAGGAGAGCUCGGCGAUUAAAGUGGGCUUCGUCACCUACAACAAGGUCCUGCACUUCUACAACGUGAAGAGCGCCCUCGCCCAGCCCCAGAUGAUGGUGGUGUCGGACACGGCCGAAGUGUUCGUCCCGCUGCUUGACGGCUUUCUUGUCAACUUCCAGGAGUCGAGGGCUGUCAUCUGCAACCUCCUGGACCAGAUCCCUGAGAUGUUUGCCGACACCAAUGAGAGUGAAACGGUCUUUGCUCCCGUCAUCCAGGCCGGAGUGGAGGCAUUUAAGGCCGCAGAAUGUAGCGGAAAGAUCUUCCUCUUCCACUCCUCCAUGCCCACGGCCGAGGCUCCCGGCAAACUCAAGAACAGGGAUGACAAAAAGCUGGUCAACACAGAGAAAGAGAAAAACCUGUUCCAGCCUCAGAAAGGAGUGUAUGAGCAACUGUCCAAGGACUGUGUGGCACAGGGCUGCUGCGUGGAUCUCUUCCUCUUCCCCAGCCAGUAUCUCGACUUGGCAACCAUGGGUGAUGUGCCCUCGCACACCGGAGGCUCCGUGUACAAGUACAACAACUUUCAGGUGGAGACUAAUGGGGAGCAUUUCCUGAGGGACCUAAGGAAAGAUGUGCAGAAGAGCAUCGGAUUUGACGCCAUCAUGCGUGUUCGCACCAGCACAGGCUUCAGAGCCACAGACUUCUUCGGAGCCAUCCACAUGAACAACACCACGGAUGUAGAGAUGGCGGCCGUGGACUGUGACAAGGCCUUGACCGUCGAGUUCAAGCAUGACGACACGCUCAGCGAGGAGGCCGGAGCGCUCCUGCAGUGUGCCUUCCUGUACACCACCAUCAGCGGCCAGCGACGCCUGCGUAUCCACAACCUCAGUCUGAACUGCAGCCCGCGGUUGGUGGAUCUGUACAAAGGCUGCGAGACCGACUCGCUCAUCAACUUCUUCGCCAAAUCAGCUUACCGUGCCAUGUUGAACCAGCCUCUAAAGAACGUGAGGGAAAUCCUGGUCAACCAGACAGCCCACAUGUUGGCCUGUUACAGGAAGAACUGCGCCGAACCUUCCACCGCCGGCCAGCUGAUCCUGCCGAGCACCAUGAAGGUGUUCCCAAUCUACAUGAACAGCCUGAUAAAAACCGCCCCCUUGGUGUCGAGCACGGAGCUGUCCACAGACGACAGAGCCCACAUGAGGCAGUCGGUCAUGGCCAUGGGGGUGGAGGACACACAGCUGCUGCUCUACCCUCGGCUCCUCCCACUGCACAACCUGGACGUUGGAAGCGAUGCUCUGCUCGCUUCGGUGCCGUGUUCAGAGGAGUCUCUUUCCGACUCUGGCAUGUUCCUGCUGGAGAACGGCCACUCCAUGUUUCUGUGGUUGGGCCAAGCAAUCCCCCCCGACCUCAUCCAGAACAUCUUCAACCUGCCCUCCCUCGCCCACCUGCAAGAAAACAUGCAGUUUUCGCUGCCAGAGCUGGACAACCCACUGUCAAAGAAAGUCCGAUCCAUCAUCGAUGGCCUGCUUGAAAAGAGGCCGAACUCCAUGAAGCUCAUCAUCGUGCGGCAGAAGGACAAGCCGGAGGUGUUAUUCCGCCAGUUCCUCGUGGAGGAUAAAAGUCUGCUCGGCGGCGCCUCCUACCACGACUUCCUUUGCCACGUUCACCGGGAGAUCAGGCAGCUGCUCACCUAAUUUAAAGUCCAAACGCCCGUGUCCUGGAGUGUUGCCAUCCGGACGGGCCGGGUAGAAAACACAGGAUCUAAUGGACCGCGCACAGAUCUCACAGGGUCAGUCCAUUUGAAAUUGUCAGGACAAUGCUUUUUAUGGGGUUUUAUAAAAAGACAGAAGAGGGACCAAGGAUCCGGGAGAUUCCACCUCCAGUGUCCACAGCUGCCUUUCACAUACAACACGGUAUGAUCUCCAAAUAACGACUUGUCGCUCGAGGAGCCUCCGAGUAAAUCUGUCAGAAUUAAAUGGACAACACAUCUCGUGUUUCCCGCAUGGAUACUUGCCGUGAUGGACAGUGGAGACGGUAAUAACAUCAGUGCCUGCGGCUGAAAUGCAUUUUGGCAGAAAGCCCACUGCCAUGAGCAAUAGAGCAUCCAUCUCCACUGUUCAAGUUGAUUUAAGUCCUUUUUCAUUUCACUAUGUAGAUUUACAGCGUCUGGAUAACACGAGGGGUUAUUUGUAGAUGUUCGCCAGUAUUUGUUACCCUCAGAUUAAGACUUAAUAUUUAAAGAAUUCUCAGAAUCACAUUUUAAAAAUAUCGAUUUCAUUUUAAACAAUUAACUCUGUAAGAAAAUUUAUAAUAUUUAACUUUCCUUCUGCAUUGUAUCUAAUUUCUCUCUCAUUUCAUUAACCUUUAGUCGAUGUAUCUGCAUGUAUCAAUUAUUUCAUAAUUUAGCAGAAACAUUGGCAGGAUAUAGGUUUUUUUCCCCGUCAUUACCCCGUGAGUAAUGAGAAGCAGUUGAUUCAGACAGGCCCACACCAAAGAAAAGAAAAAAAGAUUCUUUGACCUUUUAUGGCCGAGACUUGAUCUUCACAAUGUGCAGUGACUCAGAAACUGCUCUGGUGUUCUGAGAUUACAGGGAAACAAACGCAGCUGUGGGGAAACAAGAGAACUCCACUUUUCCCUCUAGAAGAGUCCGAAUUGGUCUUAAAAAACUAAAAACAUUUCAAAUGUCAUCGAGUGAAAGGACUUAACGCGAUGACCAGAGAGGAGACCAUGUGACAGGGACCAAAUAUCAAGCUUUUCCCUCAUACUGUCACAUUAAACUUUGUUAUUUAUUCUUGUUGGAGAGAUAUAUUUUGACAAACAACUUAAAAAAAUACGGAAAAAAACAGCGCCAGCGAUUUAAAAUCUUCUUUCUGGACUGACAAUCAGACUUCAGCUCACGGUUCAAAUGUAGUAAUUUACUUUUAUUACUCAAAUAAACUUGUAAGAUUUCAUAGUUAACAAGCUCCAGUAGUUACAUCAUCAUUCUGCAUGGCCUUACUUGUUUAUUUUAUACCAGUCGAUCAUUUCUUUGUAAUGCAGACUCUUCAUUUGACAAAUAUCGGACCAUCUUGUGUAUGUGUGUUGCCCACCAGGUCUUUUUUGUACAUGAAAUGAGCAACUUGUGUUGCCGAAGAUAUUCCUAUCUGCCUUAAGUUGAUGUAAUACAUGUAGUUGUGAUAAAAAAAAUUAUGUCAAAAUGUAUAUGUCCCUUUGACGUCCACGGCUGAUUUAAAUCCAUCUUCAGUAUUUGGUUUUAUAUGCAAAACGUAUCUCAGGUAAUUUCAGUACCUUUCCAUUUUUUUGUUGGAAGCAGUGAUUCGAGUGGAAUUGUGGGAAAUUAUGGAUUGGCGUGGCCCAGUUCUUUCAUUCCAAACCCUAAAGAAAACUUUGUCUAAUUAAAUCUUUGCUGUUGCAAAAACUGUU
Limanda limanda (common dab) is the source of this 5029-nucleotide messenger RNA. It is a transcript of the gene sec24d, whose product is annotated as SEC24 homolog D, COPII coat complex component. The record is from RefSeq and is a predicted model, not a curated record. The coding region runs from base 154 to 3300 and encodes 1048 amino acids. The transcript is spliced from 23 exons. Gene Ontology annotation, cellular component: endoplasmic reticulum exit site; COPII vesicle coat. Gene Ontology annotation, biological process: COPII-coated vesicle cargo loading; intracellular protein transport; endoplasmic reticulum to Golgi vesicle-mediated transport. NCBI's taxonomy places the organism in Eukaryota, Metazoa, Chordata, Actinopteri, Pleuronectiformes, Pleuronectidae. Gene Ontology annotation, molecular function: SNARE binding; zinc ion binding.